Molecule: messenger RNA, 944 nt
Organism: Cucurbita pepo subsp. pepo (vegetable marrow)
Lineage: Eukaryota; Viridiplantae; Streptophyta; Magnoliopsida; Cucurbitales; Cucurbitaceae
Source: RefSeq, a predicted model, not a curated record
CACACAGCCUUAGCAUUUAGACCCCAAAAUCAAAUGCCUUUCCCUUCGUAUAUAUCAAUCCAAUUCAGCUGCUUUGGAUCUUGAAAUUCACCUCUCAGAUCUGUUCAAACAAACCCUCAGAGAUCUCGACAUGGAAGCUGGAAACUACCACCAAAUCUCUCUCAAGGAGGCUAACUCCGCCGCCAACUCCUCUUUUAGAGUCUAUUACGGCGGCGCCACCGGUGCCAUUCCGUUCAGAUGGGAGUCACGCCCAGGCACUCCUAAGCAUACUUAUUCAGACACCUCUAUCCCUCCUCUUACUCCUCCACCUUCUUACUAUUCCUCUUCGCAUUCUACUUCUAAAGCCUCUCCCAAGCCGACACGUUUCACUUCAAUUUUUAGGAAAUCUCGAACCGCCUCGUCUUUCUCCUUCUCCUCGUCCUCCUCUUCCUCGUCAUGGUCUUCCUCUCGCUCGUCGCCGUCUGCUUUUGUUAGACCUAAAUUCUUCAAACAUCGUCGUUGCUUCUCGAAUUCUCCAAGCUUGCCAUUCGAGUGUAGCUUCGACGACAACGAGGGCGACGAGGCGGUGGGGAGCCCCGAUUCUCCUACGUCGACUUUGUGCUUUGGUGGUGGUUCUUCUUCACGUAGAGCUUCAUUAUUCCGAGGUUGUUACCAGUUAGUGAGUGUGAAGAAGGCCUUGUUGUCCAUUGUCGGACAUGGAUCUGCAAGCCGAGGUACUCAUUAAUAAUUUGUUGAAAUGUGCAUGAAAAUCAGUGAAUUCCCAUAAGCCGUUUGUUCUGUUUUGUCACUUUGUUGAGUAUUUUGUUAGUGUAUGUGUGUGUUUGGAGUGAAAAAUGUUGUAAUUUUAUGGAACAUAUGGAACACAAAUGUUGUUGAAUUGGCAUAGCUCAUGUCAAGCUUCAACAAGAUCAAAUCUUUUUUAGCUCUCAUGGUUACUUCUUCCA